CCAUGGUUCCCUGCUGUUUCUUUGUGGCCAUGCUGGCCCCUCUGGUGUUAGCCCUGGAACAGUCUCCAGACAUGGUGAUCAAAGAAGGCCAGUCCGUGAAUCUGGAAUGUUCCAACAAGAAAUCCUCCAGCCCAGCUAUGUACUGGUACCUGCUGCCUUCAGAGAAGAAUUCCAGUCUGACCCAGUUGGUUUAUGCAGCUGAAGGUGCCAAUGCAGUGGUGGAGAAGGGUUUUGAGAGCCAUUUCAAGAGCAGCAAGAUAAAAGGAGACAGUAUCACCCUCUCAAUAGAACAUGCCUUUCUCAAUGACUCUGGCACAUACUACUGUGCUGAGGGUGAGCACAGUGGCUGGGCCCUUCAGCAGUCACCAGAUUCAGUUGUCCGACUGGGAGACACCGUCACUCUGCAAUGUUCUGCAUCAGCAAACAAUUACAUACACAUGUACUGGUACAAGUUACCCAUGGAGAAGGAUGCCAGAAUGCAGCCGGUUGUGUAUUCAAUGGAAGGCAGCAAAGCAGAUAUUGAGAAGGAAUUCCAAAAUCGCUUCCAGAGUAAUGGGACUAGGAACAACCAUUUAGCUGUGCAGAUCCAGCAUGCCCUACUCAAUGACACAGGCACAUAUUUCUGUGCUGAACAAGAUCCACAGUGA
Messenger RNA from Melospiza georgiana, 647 nucleotides. RefSeq lists its product as uncharacterized. Gene Ontology annotation, biological process: cell surface receptor signaling pathway. The record is from RefSeq and is a predicted model, not a curated record. NCBI's taxonomy places the organism in Eukaryota, Metazoa, Chordata, Aves, Passeriformes, Passerellidae. The coding region runs from base 3 to 647 and encodes 214 amino acids. Gene Ontology annotation, cellular component: plasma membrane. The transcript has 3 exons.